AUGAGCGUGGAAGAGGGCGACAACACCUCAGACAGGACUAUACAGAACAGUUCCGUCUUGGGGCACCUUUUGGAAUUUUAUCCGGAGAAAGGCAACUUUGAAGUUUAUGUGAAACGCUUUGAAGCUUUCGCAACUGCAAACAAGAUUGACCUGGCUACCAAGCAGCAGGUAUUUCUCACGCUUAUCGGGGAGGCGGCGCUCAUCACGCUUCGAAAUCUGCUCUUCCCGAAAAAGCCUGUGGAAGCCAACUACGACGACAUCGUCAAGAUCCUCCUGAACCACUACGCUCCCAGGCGUUCGGGGGUGGUGGAACGAUACAAAUUCUACCGAAGGGAUCAAUGUCAAGGUGAAAACAUCUCUGACUUUGUCGUGGAAAUCUUCGGCACGUCUCUAGAGGAGGCGCUUCGAGACCGUCUCAUCGCGGGACUACAGAAUGACGCAAUCCGCUUCAAGUUGCUGGCGAUAAACAAUAAAGACCUCACCUUCGACCAGGCUUACAGCUCUGCCUUGGGAAUGGAGGCGGCGCAAGGCCAAAGCAAGGAGGUUCGGCGAACAGAGGAACCCUCAGCUAGCCCCAGUGUCCAAGGCGACGUCAACUGGCAGCGAAGGUCCACAUAG
Ixodes scapularis (black-legged tick) is the source of this 618-nucleotide messenger RNA. RefSeq lists its product as uncharacterized. The record is from RefSeq and is a predicted model, not a curated record. The coding region runs from base 1 to 618 and encodes 205 amino acids. The transcript has a single exon. Lineage: Eukaryota; Metazoa; Arthropoda; Arachnida; Ixodida; Ixodidae.